Messenger RNA from Limulus polyphemus (Atlantic horseshoe crab), 2193 nucleotides. Its product is annotated as adiponectin receptor protein-like. Lineage: Eukaryota; Metazoa; Arthropoda; Merostomata; Xiphosura; Limulidae. Gene Ontology annotation, biological process: adiponectin-activated signaling pathway. The transcript has 8 exons. The coding region runs from base 222 to 1445 and encodes 407 amino acids. Gene Ontology annotation, molecular function: signaling receptor activity. Gene Ontology annotation, cellular component: plasma membrane. The record is from RefSeq and is a predicted model, not a curated record.
CAAGAUUGCUUCAGUAGGGUGGAAAGUGGUAGAGGAAGAUAGUAGUUUCUUAGAUUGUACUGUGUGUAAUUCAUUCACGUUCUUUUAUUUUAAUUGAUCUGAGAAUUACUAAGUUUCGAAAAAAAAUAUUAUUUUCUGUGUUCAACUUUCAAGGGAGAAUCACAACUAAAAGAAAAACAAGUCCAAUCCUGUUCUUAAAAGCUUAAUUGUGAAUAGAAUAAAUGAUGAGUUACCUGUACAGUUCAUUAGCACAACGAGAGACUGAAGUACGAGAAAGGAGACAACGUUCACAGAGUCUUUCUGAUGAUCUGAACUUCUCAAUUGAUCAUCGAUUUUUGGAUGAAGAUAGCAGUCUCAAUGAAGGGCAUUUUGUGCCACCAGGAACACCUGAAGAAAAUGUUCCUCUGAAUCCUGACUCGCAGAUUGAAGAUAGUGAUGAAGUGGAUUUUGAUAAUGAUGUGGUUGACAUGUCAUUUCCUGCUAGAGCAGCAGAGCAGGCAGAACACCUGGUACGAAGAGUACUAGAGGAGGCUGAACAAGCAGAACAACUUGUCAGAAAGGUUUGGGAAGAAGCCUGGAAGGUUUGCCACUUCAGUUCAUUGCCUCGAUGGCUUCAAGACAACGAUUUCCUUCAUAUGGGUCAUAGACCUCCGCUUCCAUCAUUCAGUGCCUGUUUUGGGUCUAUCUUUAGAAUCCAUACUGAGACUGGAAAUAUCUGGACCCACCUUCUAGGGUGUCUGAUGUUCAUUGGUGUAGCCUUGUACUUCCUGACUCGUCCAUCAGAACAAAUUCAGUGGCAAGAAAAACUAGUUUUUACUGCCUUCUUUGCUGGCGCCAUCUUGUGUCUUGGAAUGUCAUUUGCUUUCCAUACUGUUCACUGUCACUCUGAGAAAGUUGGCAAGUUGUUUAGCAAGUUAGAUUACUGUGGAAUAGCCUUACUGAUUAUUGGAUCCUUUGUACCCUGGCUGUACUAUGGUUUUUAUUGUGAAUUCCAGUAUAAGCUCAUCUACCUUAUCCUGGUGUCUAUACUGGGACUAGCAGCCAUUAUUGUUUCCUUGUGGGACAAGUUCAGUGAGCCCAGGUUUCGCUCGCUACGAGCAGGAGUGUUCAUGGGUUUUGGAUUAAGUGGGGUCAUUCCCGCUGUGCAUUACCUUGUUGCAGAAGGAUGGGUUCGUGCUAUUUAUCAUGCAUCAUUUGGCUGGCUGUGUUUGAUGGGGUCGCUGUACAUCAUAGGAGCUCUAUUCUAUGCAAUGCGUGUGCCAGAGAGGUUUUUUCCUGGAAAGUGUGAUAUUUGGUUUCACAGUCAUCAGAUAUUCCACAUCUUAGUUAUAGCUGCUGCAUGUGUCCACUAUCAUGGCAUAUCUGAAAUGGCUAUGUCUCGACUGACUCUAGGAGAGUGUGUAGAUGGUGCAAUGGAAGAUGAUCAGUUUAUGUACAUUUUGUAAUCCAGAAUAUGAUUAUGUUUGGACUUUUUUGGCAUCCUUGAAGUUUGUUAUUUAUCCACAAAACCAUUCCUGGCCUUAUAAAAGUUUUACUCGUAUAAUAUACCCUUUCUUAUACUCUAAAUUACUGACAACAGUAACAUUGACCUGAUAAACUAAUAAUUAAUGAACUUGUAUUUAGACCAUAUAUAUAGUGAAAAUUGUAAUUUACGGGUAGAAAAUUAUCCCCUUAAGUUAACCCUAGAAACCAGCGGAGGUAAAGUCUAGAGAAUUAGCAGCUCGACACAACCUCCAGUGAUUGUUUAAGGAAAGGAACCAUCACUCUGAUGAUAAUAGAAUUGUUGAUGUAAUGUAUCAGAAAAUUUAGGAAUUUCUACUCUGUGAUAGUUUGUCCAUUGUAUAAACACUGCAUCAUAUAUAUAUAUAUAUAUAUAUAUGUAUGUUUUUUUUUUUCUUUUUCUUCUUACAUUCAUACCUUUGUACUUGGGACACAUGAGACACAAACUUAUAGUUGAUUUAUUUAGUCUUAAAAAUAUGCUUCCAGAAAACGAAAAAAGACAGCAUUUUGUUUGAAUACCAGAAUAUUUAGAACAUUUUAUGUGGUAAUAUUAGUAACGUGUACUAUAUCAUAUUUUAAUUUCCCACAUACUUAAUGGACAAAAGUCAUACAAAACUUUCUGUUAUUAAGAUGGUACUUUCAUUUCUUGUUCUUUGAGGGAAGGUAAACAAAACAUUCACACACACACUGCUU